UGUGGCUCCCUGCUCUGGCCUUAACAAGCAUUGCCGCUCUUAAAUAAUAGAACAAAACUGUGGAUUUUACCUUGGGAUCUGGAUUUACUCACGGACAUGGAUUCAUUCACGGAUUAUGUGAUUGGAUUAUAAAGACACGCCGAUAAAACGAGUCCUGGUCCACCACAGUGAGAUAAAAGGACAGGAGCAAGGAAGUCCUCCAGCUGCGUCAUGAGAAUGAAGAUGUCUGAAGCCGGAAGUUAAGGCCCCCCCACCAGACAAGAGCGUCUUCCAGGGCUGGGGCUGGACCAGAGACCCCUUCCCUGGGGGGUGAAGGGCCCUCACAGCCCUGUGUGAGCCCAGACCAUGGGGGAUGGAGGUGCCAGUGCGACUGGAGGAGAUGGGGUGAACAAGUCCCAUGUCUUGUUCGACAACUUCGUCCAGGCGACCACGUGUAAGGGCACGCUCAAGGCCUUCCAGGAGCUGUGUGAACACCUGGAGGUAAAGCCCACUGAGUCCAGAAUCUUCUAUCACAAGCUCAAGUCUAAACUCAACUACUGGAAGGCCAAGGCGCUGUGGGCGAAGUUAGACAAGAGGGCGAGCCAAAAGGAGUACAAGAAGGGCCGUGCCUGUGCCAACUCAAAGUGUCUGAUCAUUGGGGCGGGACCAUGUGGCUUACGUACCGCCAUCGAACUGGCCUUCCUCGGGGCCAAAGUGGUGCUGCUAGAGAAGAGAGAUGCCUUCUCCAGGAACAAUGUGCUGCACCUCUGGCCCUUCACCAUCCAGGACCUUCGGGGCCUUGGGGCCAAGAAGUUCUACGGAAAGUUCUGUGCUGGUGCUAUCGAUCAUAUCAGUAUUCGUCAGCUUCAGCUCAUGCUGCUAAAAGUGUCUCUCCUGCUGGGCAUUGAGAUCCACGUCAAUGUUGAGUUUAAGGGUCUUAUUGAGCCUCCAGAAGAUCAAGAAAGUGAAAGGAUUGGCUGGAGGGCUGAGGUCCACCCGAGGACACACCCUGUCAAUGAGCUGGAGUUUGAUGUCAUCAUCGGAGCGGACGGAAGGAGAAACACGCUACCAGGGUUUCGGCGUAAAGAGUUCAGGGGGAAACUCGCCAUCGCCAUCACGGCUAACUUUAUCAACAGGAACACGACAGCUGAAGCGAAGGUGGAAGAGAUCAGCGGGGUGGCCUUCAUCUUCAACCAGAAGUUCUUUCAAGACCUCAGAGAAGCAACAGGUAUUGACCUGGAAAACAUUGUCUACUACAAGGAUGACACGCACUACUUUGUGAUGACUGCCAAAAAACAGAGCCUGCUGGAGAAAGGAGUCAUUCUGCAUGACUACGCGGACACAGAGCUGCUUCUGUCUAGGGCUAACGUGGACCAGGCUGCGCUGCUGUCGUACGCCCGUGAGGCCGCCGACUUCUCCACCAACCACCAGUUACCCACGCUGGACUUUGCCAUCAACCACUACGGCCAGCCCGACGUAGCCAUGUUCGACUUCACCUGCAUGUACGCCUCAGAAAACGCCGCCAUGGUGCGCCAACGCAACGGACACAAGCUCCUGGUGGCGCUUGUGGGUGACAGUCUCCUAGAGCCCUUCUGGCCUAUGGGCACUGGCAUCGCUCGAGGAUUCCUGGCAGCCAUGGACUCUGGCUGGAUGGUGAAGAGCUGGGCUCAGGGAAAAACUCCUCUGGAGGUUCUGGCUGAGAGGGAGAGUAUUUAUCGUCUACUGCCCCAGACCACGCCAGAGAAUGUCAGCAAGAACUUCAGUCAGUACAGUGUGGAUCCAACAACACGUUACCCCAACAUUAGCCUUAACUUCCUCAAACCCAGCCAGGUGAGGCAUCUCUGUGACACGGGAGAAACGAGGGAAAUGCGCAUUGAGAUUGAGAACGUGAUCAACUCCUCCACUCCCAAGCUGGCCAGGAACGACAAUUUUCUGCUUGACAAGCAGUUGCAAGAAUCCAUAGCUAGAUCCAGUAAGCUGCUGAACUGGUGCCAGAGGCAGACGGAGGGAUACAGGAAUGUGAACGUGACAGACCUCACCAUGUCCUGGAAGAGCGGCCUGGCUCUGUGCGCCCUCAUACACCGAUACAGACCUGAUCUCAUUGACUUUGACUCCCUGGAUGAGCGAGACCAGGAGAAGAACAACCAGUUGGGCUUCGACGUGGCCGAGCGAGAGUUUGGCAUCUCGCCCUGCAUGACUGGCAAAGAGAUGUCGUCUGUGGUGGAGCCAGACAAGCUCUCUAUGGUCAUGUACCUCAGCCAGUUCUACGAGAUGUUUAAGGACACGGUGCCACCUGGAGAUAACCAGAACUUAAGUCCUGAGGAGAAGGCUGCACUGAUAGCCAGCACCAAGUCUCCCAUCUCCUUCCUCAGCAAACUUGGUCAGAGCAUAGCCAUUUCCAGGAAAAGAAACCCCAAGGAUAAAAAGGAGAAGGAAGUUGAUGGUUUGGGGAAAAGAAGAAAAACAAGCCAGACUGAAGAGGAGGAAGUAUCCAGGAGCGGCCGUGAGGACAGGCCAGCCAUCCUGCAGGAGAGAAAAAUGGACUCCUGUGCUGGGGGGAACCACAACAAAGUCAAGGUCAUGGCUACCCAGCUGCUCGCCAAGUUUGAGGAGAACGCCCCGCAGCCUUCAGGACUUAAGAGACAGGGCUCCCUCAGAAAAGAGUUCCCAGUCAACAUCGGCGGCAGCGACGUCUGCUACUUCUGUCGUAAACGUGUAUACGUGAUGGAGCGACUGAGUGCCGAGGGGAAGUUCUUCCAUCGCAGCUGCUUCAAGUGCGACUACUGUGGCACCACGCUACGCCUGUCCUCCUACGCCUUCGAUGUGGAGGAUGGGAAGUUUUACUGCAAGCCUCACUACUGUUACCGUCUGUCCGGCUAUGCUCAGAGGAAGAGGCCUGCUCCCUCACCAGCUCCAAUCCCUGCUAAGGAGAACCAGGCGCCCAGAUCCCCCACAGUGACCAUAGAUGCUCCCGGCAGGGCGAUGGCAGCCGCAGCCCCCUCAGCUGAGCUCCAGCCCUCAGUGCCGGAGGUUAACGGCCUGCAGGAGCCCAGCAUGGCCAAGCGUCUGCGCGGAACUCCGGAGCGCAUCGAGCUGGAGAACUACCGUCUGUCCCUGCAGAGGGAGGAGGAGCUGGAGGAGGUGCCGGAGGAGACGCUGGCAGAACACAACCUCAGCAGUGUGCUGGACAAGGCCACGGACGCAGACCUGGGCUCCAGCAGCUCAGAGUCAGACAUGGAGGAGGAGGACGAGCAGGAGGAUCAAGAUCAAGACCAGGAUCAGGAUCAGGAGGAAGUGGAGGUGGAGCACCAUCCUGCCAGCCCUUCAGACCUCGGCGGUGUCCCCUGGAAAGAGGCGGUGGAGAUCCACGCCAAACUGAGGGGCGAGGACGGGGAGGGUGAUGCUCUGGGUGACGCUGCCAGCAGAGACGGGGAGAUAGACGAAGAAGAGGAAGAGGAGGAGGAAGAUGAUGAGGAAGAAGAGGAGGAGGAGGAAGAGUCGAGUGAUGAGGGGGAUUACUGCCCCUGGGAUAGAGAGCUCCAGUCAGGCCUUUGGCUGGAGAAGUACCUCACAGAUGAAGAGGAUGUUGGUACAUUCAAAGCCAGGAACCUUCAGAUCCAACAAGCCCUGCAGCCGGUGGAUCCCCAGACCAUCCCAGGUUUGGUGAGAACACACCCGGACUCUGAGGGAGAAAAGGAAGGCCAGCCGGCCUCGGCCUCCCAACUCUCCCAACCCUUCCACCCCUCUGAGCUCACGCAGCCCUCCUCCACAGGUAACCCCCCAACAGAGGAGUUGAACACCUGGCAGACCCCUCUGACUGAAGCUGUAGGGAGGUUUCUGUUCCCCCAGUUUGGCUGCUGCUGUUCUGUUAGUCCGUCUGUGUCUGUGGCAGGAGGAGACCCUCCCCAACUAACCCCCUUUGUUGUUCAUAAUCGUCUGAUUUUGUACAUUUUUGUCAUUUUAUUUGGAAUGUCUAAUUUUGUGUUCAAUCUUUUAAUUUGUCGUUCAGAGUCGCUGUCGGUCCUCUGGGGUGAAUUUAAAGCUCUUCAGCGCCAUCCCAGUGCACCAUAUAACCCCUUUGUCAGUUCUUUUGAUUUUGUUCUGCUUUGUUCUUUUGUGUUCUGCUAUUUUCUUUCCCAUGUGUCUAAUUACUCUACUGUUAUUUCCCUGCCAUCCUUCCCUCGUUGUUCUGUAUCCUCUGGUUUGAACGUAGCCCCCGCCCACACAUCCGCCCGACACGAGGCAGUGAGAGUCUGGUUGGAGUCCUUGUCUGGAGAGCCCUGUGAGGAUGAAGAUUUGGAGGCAGAAGCAGACAGUCCAGAUAUGGAGCCCGGUACAGAGAUGGAUCAAGAUGACAUCCCAUCAGAUGCAGAAGCUGAGGCUCGUUUGCAUCAGUCAGAGCGUCCUGAAGUUCUUCCUGAGGAAGACAAGAAGUCAGACAGCCUGAGGAUGACCUCCAGUAUCGAGCCAUCCAGUGUCAGCCCCACACAACAUGAGGAUGUUCUUUCCUCUCCACUCAAGCCGUCUCCAGAGACAGAAGCACAGACGACACCUGUGAAGUCUCCAGGCACCCGCUUUUUCCCCGAGCCGUUUAUACCCGAGGAGCCGAAGCCCGAGAGGACGACUCCCUCUGAAUCUCCUGCUGCAAAGAGCCCACUGAGACUCUCACCUGCCCCACUCCAGGAUGUGAAUUCUCUAUCUUCACCCCUUCAAGUCCAGAAUCCUCCUUCUUUACCUUCGCCCAUCCCAGUUAAGGAUCUUUCCCCUGUCCUGCCUCCUUCUCCUGCUGCCCCUCCUGCACCAUCUCCUUCAAGCUCAACCACCAAAUCUCCGGUCGUUUCUCCAGUCCAGCCGCCAGUCGAAACACCUGCAAAAUCACCAAUCUGCUCUCAGCCCGCCCCCUUACCGGAGUCGCGCACACCUAGGUCCCCCAUCUACCCUCACCGCUCUAUCUGCCCGCUCACAGGAAACCCGCUCUCACCAAUCUGUGCUCAGCCUCUGCCCUGUCAGGAACCGGCGUCGCCUCUCACCUCCAACUCCCCCGUUAGGACGCAACCUGUCCCCGCUGUCACUUCAACGCCCAUGAACAAAACGGAAAAAGGCACACCUGAGCCGUCUAAGAUGACAGAAUCUUCAACAGAGGAGACGCCGUCUAAGAAAACAGAUAUCAUCGAGGAGUUUUGGUUAAAGAGCGCUGAGAUCAGGAAAAGCCUCGGUUUGACUCCUCUGGACCGCAGCAGUAAAAUCCUGGAUAAGAGUGUCGUAAAGACGCCCCAGCAGGACGUCACCCCUGCAAAAGCACAGCCUCCAGAGGUGCCUGAGGAGCAGAAACCUGCCUUCACGGGCCGGGCCGUCAUCCGCAGACUCAACAUUACUCUGGAGGGUCAGGUCAUCACGCCACUUGCUCCCGCUGAGCUCAAGAGUAACGGUUCUGAAAAGAGGGAUCUCAGCAGCAGCUCAGGACUAGGGUUAAAUGGAAGCAUGGUCACGAGUCAGACGGUAAACAGUGACAGCUACAACACGUCAGACUCAGCCAUGCUCACACCGCCCUCCAGUCCGCCACCACCUGUGCCUGCCAAUCAGUCUCCAGCUGUGCUCCGACAGCAGAGACACCAGGUAUCGUGGAGAAAUGGGACAGAAAAACCUCCACCUGAGCCUGCCAAAGAGCCGGCAAAAGCCAAGACUCCUGUUCCGGCGCCUAGGACACAGCUGAGCCCCGUGUCAGCACCCAAACCUGCACCCAGGAAAGUCUCUUCACCUCAGGCGGAACCAGAACCAGAGCCAGAACCAGUUGUCAUCAUGAGGGAGAAGAAGAAGCCUCGGCAGGAGGAGUUCAGGAAGUCGUUUGUGGAGACGGUAGAGGAGAUUCCAUUCGCUGAUGACGUGGAGGAGACCUACGAUGAUCGGACACCAGAUUCAAGCAUGAACAACUAUUACACUCCGCCCACCAGCAAGCCCAGCAAAGACAGACCUCCUCUGCAUCUCGCCCUUGCAAUGGAAAAUGGUAAACCUAACAUCCCUGCAAACCCAGCCUCCAAGACCCCGAGGGCAACUCAAUUCUCUCCAGAGGCCAAAGAGAUCGCCGAAGAGAGAAUGAGGGCCAGAGAGAAGUCCAUCAAGAGCCAGGCUCUGAAAGACGCCAUGGCCAAGCAGAUAAACAAAAUGAAAGAAUCAGACUCAGACAAGGGGGCCUCACCUAAAGUGGCCUGGACCGUCACCCCAGACACUUCUAAAAAAAGCAAAAAGGCCACAUCUCCAAAAACAUCAGCGGUGAAAGCUCUGGAAUCAAAGAAGGCAGAGACUCUACCGGAGCGUUUCUUCAGCAGCAACAAAAGUCUGGACAGCUCGGUGGCUUCGUCCGACGGCUCCUCCUCCAGUAAGAGCAAGAAACGAAGUUCUCUGUUCUCACCACGCAAAAAUAAGAAGGAGAAGAAAGCCAAGAACGACAGCAGCAGGCUAUCCAGCACAGAAGAGACGCCACCGAAACACAAGUCGCUGUGGAAGGCUGUCUUCUCAGGGUACAAGAAGGAUAAAAAGAAGAAGGAUGACAAAUCAUGUCCAAGCACGCCAUCUUCAAGCUCCACCACUCAGGACUCUGGGAAGAGGAGGAUGUCACCUCUUGGGAAGUCAUCAGACUUGAAAUCCCGCAGAAACUUGAGCUUCUCUGAGGACUCAGACCUGUCCUGCGAUGACGUUCUGGAGAGAUCCUCCCAGAAGUCCAAGGCAGAUUCUGUUUAUGUACCUCACGCUCUGGCGUUCAAGAGAUCGUACGCCACAAAGAAAACCUACACAGAAGAGGAGCUGAACGCCAAGCUGACACGGCGGGUCCAGAAGGCUGCACGAAGACAAGCCAAACAGGAGGAACUCAAGAGACUGCACAGAGCUCAGAUCAUCCAGAGACAGCUGGAGCAGGUGGAGGAGAAGCAGCGGCAGCUUGAGGAGCGUGGCGUCGCUGUGGAGAAAGCUCUGAGAGGGGAAGCAGUUGAGCCCUUUGUGGGGAUGCCUCGACGAAGACCCCUCUCCUUCUGCCCCUGCUGUUCCCCUGAAGGCAUGGGCAAGAAGGACGAUCCCAAACUCAUGCAGGAAUGGUUCAAACUGGUGCAGGAGAAGAACGCCCUGGUCCGCUAUGAGUCUGAGCUCAUGAUAUUUGCCCGAGAGCUGGAGCUGGAGGAUCGACAGAGCCGCCUGCAGCAGGAACUCAGGGAGCGGAUGGCUGUGGAAGACAACCUGAAAACAGAGAAGGAGCUCGCUCAGGAGAAGCAGAUCCUGAAUGAGAUGUUGGAGGUGGUGGAGCAGCGGGACGCCCUGGUGGCUCUUUUAGAGGAGCAGAGGCUCCGGGAAAAAGAAGAGGACAAGGACCUGGAGGCUGUGAUGCUUUCAAAAGGUUUCAACCUCAACUGGGCCUAAGCGGAGUGUUGAACAUGUUUAUCAAGUCCUGGGAAGGAAACAGACUAAUGGUCGACCUCGAUCGGAGUAAUCUGCUGAACACCCACAGCAGUGAAUGUGUACAGAUUCCCCCAACAUGAACGCUACGACUGUACCGGACGUUGAAACAGUCUGUUUACAUAUCCUCUGCCCAAAGGGAGGCAGCCCCGGUUAAUCACUUUGCAGUUUUCUUGCUCUCUUUCUCUCUGUCUCUCUCUGUGGGUGGAGAGGCGAGCACAUUCACAGCUUUAUCAUCCCAGCCUUGAUGUGGAUCCUCUAAAACGAGGAGGGGGCUUUGGGAGAAUGUUUAAAGACUUGUUUCAUUCUCGAUUGUCUAAAGGGAAGAAUGCAGUUAAGUCCUGCUGAUGUAAAGGAAUUGUAAAGAAUCGUGUUUUUGUGUAUAGUUGUGUAGAACAAGUCACAUAUUCAGCAGACGAGGAUCCUCUUUUUCUAUCCCCCUGAAGGACUGUACAAAGGUGCGUUUAAACGCUGGAGUCGUGUCUCCAGUCUCAAUCUCAGCUUUUCAUUUUCACUCAGACUGCAGGAAGAACAUCCUCUGCUGAAGCUGCCUUUCUAUCAGUUACAAACAUAUUCACGAACCACUUAAACAGGGCUCCUUUUACUCCUCUAUCAGUACGUUUACAUGCAGUUAGACUAAGUCAAAAUAUUGUGUUAAUCCAACUAAAAACUGGACCUUUUAGAUGCAUGUAAACAUGUUAGUCCAGCUGAAAUCAUGCUAAAUGGAAUUCCUUGGAAACUGAUGAACAGCUAGAUAUCAUGGUUGGACAUUGGUUUACGCUUGCGUGUAUACGCCUCAAUCAGAUCCAAACUGGACUAGGCCUUCUGCUUUGGGCUUUGACCUAGCAGCAUAAAUGCUAAACAUGCAGAAGUCACAUUUUCACCUCCCUUUGGAUAUCACCAUGAGCUAAGAGGAUAACAUGCUUUGCAUUUGCACCAGAAAUGGGCGUAGGGUAUGCAUAAUGUUUAAAGAGCUGCAGAAUUGUUUCCAACUUGCAACCGAUCAGCUGCUUGCUGACUUGUUUGCAAGGUCAACUAGCUGUAAGGUGGCAUAUCACUUCCUAGUGUAGCUGGGUUGGAUGUACUUCCAUCAGUAUAUCAAUCUUCCCAAAGGUGCAUGUGCAGACCUUUUGCAGCCAUGUCACUUACAUGGCAUCACUCAGUACUGUGAGCGACAGGAGUGCUAGUUUUAACCUUAUCCUUAAAUUCCAUCAGCAAAGACCCCUGGAGGUCAAAGAGCUAACACAGCUCCAGGGAUGAAAAAGAGUUAAAAUUAUGAGUUAGAAAACCACGGGAUAUUAUCUGAUACCUCGCAUUCUUUCUAGAAACAUAAAUCCUUCAACUUCCUAAGGUACUCACCCAUGGUGGAAGCAACAAAAAAACAGAAUAAAAUCGAAUACACCUCAGAAAAAGGAAGAAAUUCAUCAUUAGCAUACUGUUCUCAUAUCGGACUAAUCUCAAGCUGCUCAGGGCUGCACUCUACUGCACAGAAAUAUAUCCAGUGGACAAGGGUGCACGUCAUAAGUUGGAGAAAACUGCAGCGUGCAUACAACGCUGCAUUCAAGAAGUAUGUGGAAUAUGUGGGUGAGGCUACUGUGCAUUUUAGCUAACAGUUAAGUUGACAAUUCAUCUGGGAGCUGUUAAAGUAAGAGAAAGUCACAUAAUGGAAACAGCUUACUUAACACAAAUGUCAGAGAUGGUGUCAAAGGAGCUGAGUCUUCUCAAAGGCACUAAAAAAGCUAAGAAAUCCGUAAAGAUUGGGCUAAAAGAGCAGUUUUCCUGCACAAACAAAAGCCUAAAUGUCUCAGUAGCUCUCUACAUUGGUGAAUUUUUGUAAAGCUUUUUAUUGAAACUUCAAAAUAUGUCAACAUUUUUCUACACACAGAGGCAUUCACAAGCACUCUUCUGUUUCAGCAUCUCAUUCGGCUGAAAGUGAGCACUAAACGGGGUGACGUUUCUAGCCGUAAUGCUGACAUCUGCGACCAUCAGAGGUGGAAAACGUACAAGACUAUCACACUCAAGUAAACGUAUAUUCACUCUGGUUAAAACUGACUUAAGUAGAUGUAAAAGUACAAGUCUAUAUCAAGUAAAACUGAACAGUAAUUCAUUUAAAGUUUACUCAAAGGACUGAGUGGAUAAUUUUGAUACCAAAGUGGCUUGUACAGUAAAAUAUGAUCUUUCCUUAACGUCCAGUAAUUUCAAUAGAACAUGAAACCCAACCAGGUCGUCUAAUUUAAGGAUUGACUUUGACCCAAAGUAAAAUUCAACAGUUGUUUUGAAGGGAAAUUUGGAUUAAUUUUCCAAAUAUGUGCGACUGACUUUCAUGUGAUUUCAAAGCCAAACUACUGGCCAGUUUAGCGCUCAUGUUUUUACUCAGUACUCGAGAAGUAAAAGUAAAGAAGUAAAAUCACUGAUUUGAAAAAAAGUACCCCAAAAAGUCAAAAAACACAGAAUAACUACUUUUGUGUUCUUAUAUAUAAUAACAUGAGUUAAUGUAAUUAGCAUUUAUGCUAAAACUCCUGUUUUCCCCCGCCCACCUCCUGUGAUGAAACUCCAGUAAUACUAAUACUCCCACUGUACUAUGAAAAGGCUAAAUCAUAAACACAGAAUCAUGUUUUGUAUAUUUGUCUGAGGAUGCCACAGUUGCCAGAUUGUGUAUGAAUUAUGUGACUUGCACACAAUGCACAUCCAGAUAAAAUUUUAACUCGUAUGUCCCUGUGACCUGGCAACCCAAGACCUGAUUCAAGGGUGAGCCAGAUGCCAAAUGUUUCCAGUUGUGCUAAAAUGUUAUGUGAAUGUUGUCAUAUGUUGAAUUUUAGAGGGAAAAAAAACAUCAUUUUAUAGUUAAUCCCCCUGUUAUGUUAAAACCUGGGUAAUCAAAAGUGAAGUAGAAAACGUCUCUGUCAUUUUGUUAAGGCAUUAUUAGACAGUGAUGAUGACACCAGUGUGAAAAUUCAAGUGGGAAAACCAGACAAUGAAAUAGGACCAAAUGGUUAUUUCUUUUCCUUCACAAAAGGAAACACAAUUUCUUGACAAAUAAGUGUAUAAAAUGCACCUGAAUAGGGCUGGGCAAUUAAUCAACCUGAAAUUUGUGUCAAAAUAGCAGUUUUAUUUAUUUAUUUAUUUUUUUUUUGCAGCAGUUGUCAUGCCUGACAUAUCAUGCAAUUAUUCAGAUGCCAUUUUUUUUUUUUUAGAGUAGUCUACAAAAAAAUCCUACCUUCUUCAUUUUUGUACUUUUUUGUUGUUAAAUAUUAGAAUGACAAAAAACCUUUAAUGCAACAAUUAAUAUCCAAUUUGCAAUAUGUGGCAAAAUCAUCAGCAAGGCUCUGUCUGCUCUGAGGUUGUCAAAAUUAGAUUUGCGAAUAUUAAGUAAAAUCAUGAUAAAGCAAUUAAUAAACAGUUUAUACAAUGUUUUUUUGGUAAGAAAAACAUGUGAAGAGCCACUUCAUUAGUGUUUUAUCAAAAAACAUUGAAAUGGAUGUUGAUUUUUGGCAACCAUAUGACAAUAUAAUUUUUUUGUUAGGGUCUUGGGGGGGCUCAGCUUGUCUUUGAAACAAGUCGGGGGGGCUCCAAGGGAAAAUGGUUGGGAACCACUGGUCUAGAUGGAGCAUUUCACCAGGAUUGUGGACCUGUCAUGAUAAAAAAAAAUAUACUAAUAAUUACAUUAACUGACUUGUUAUUCUGGAACUGACUACAAAGAGAUCCUACUUAGCUGACUAAUCAUGCACAUCCCAAAUUAACAGGAGGAAUUGUCAACAGGAGUAUUUAUCUAGCACUGGCAUCCAAUGAGUGACACGCCUCUUUUGCCACCAUAGAACAAGACUGACGUCAGCUGCAAAAGGUCUACGGGGGACGAGGAUACUAGUCCAGUCAAAUACCCAAAUCAAGCUCUAACUGUAGAUCGACUUAACUGCAUGUAAACGUACUGAGUGUUUGGGGGCUCUACAUCAAACAUGGAUAUGAUUUUAUGUGUUUGUCAUCUUUGUUUUGCUUAUAACAGAUUUUAUUUGUUUGGCAUUCACAGGAGAGUGCCCACAAUCUCAUUAUCUUGCACCUGUGCAUAUCUCCAACGCACUCGUAAGCCAUUGCAUGUUGGGAACGAAGGCUGCGUGGGCUAAUAGAAAACUUAACCUUAUCUUUGGUUGUUAGGACAUAGAAUACAGACUAGUAUAUAUGAACACUUGAGCAUUUCACACACCUGGAUGAUCAGGGGACUCUCCUUGACAUGCUAUUCACUGUAUAUCAGUUUACAAAGCAAUGUCCAUAUCCAAUAUCAGACCUUUUUUUAUUACUGUGGUGAACGGAAGUGAAGUCAACUCUUUAAAUCAGAUACGCUUCCUUCCUCAUGUGGAAACAUUGGGAUUUUAUCACAGCUGAAGCCGAUUUCACUGCUGUUCGUGGGAUAUCAUGACUUAUUUGUGCCACAGGACUGUUACUGUUGGCAGAUAUGCUGCAAUAUAAGAAGAGAACACAAAACCUACACUACACAUCACUUAAUAGCAGUGUUAAUACUUUACCCUUGAACAAGAUGCCUUUUUCUUUUCUUUUUCUCUGUAUUUAAGUUUUAUUUUUCUGCUCUGAUUGUUUUUGAGGUAGUCAUAUCUGUGUAUCCCACUGGAACCUGAGAUUUUUACUUUUUUUAAUGCUUUUAUACAGCGGGUCCCCAAGCAAACAAAAUGCAAAGUGCUUCAUGAGUAACUUUCAUCAAACGGGAACGUUUAUUUAGCGGGCAGUCAAAACAAACAGCCUUUGGGACAACUGUAAAAAAGGGGCAGCACAGAAACACUAGAGGUUCUAUUUAUGACUUGGUAUGAGCUGUGAAUAAGAAAAAAACAAAAGUUACAUAAUUUUAAGGGUUGUUGUUUUAGUUGGUGUGAGAUAAGUUUGACAUGAUUGUAUUGAUAUUUAUUAACAUGUGUGCAGCUGUAUUAUAUGUAAAGAAAUGAAUCCUAAUUUUUAAACUGUUCUGUUCACACAUGACUUGUAAUGUAAAUGCUUCAUGUAGCUGAAAUGCAUAGGGGUGUUGGAUGUAUGCUGCAAACGGCAAUAAAACAAUGCAGUUCUUUUA
Molecule: messenger RNA, 12490 nt
Organism: Cheilinus undulatus (humphead wrasse)
Lineage: Eukaryota; Metazoa; Chordata; Actinopteri; Labriformes; Labridae
Gene: mical3a
Product: microtubule associated monooxygenase, calponin and LIM domain containing 3a
Exons: 37
Coding region: 346-7386 (2346 amino acids)
Molecular function (GO): FAD binding; protein binding
Source: RefSeq, a predicted model, not a curated record